AUGCCCCGCCGCAGGCCGCCCCCCCACCCACCCCACGACCGCCCCCAGCGCAGCGGCACGGGCAGCGCCGCCGGGGCGGACGUCGUUGGUCCACAGCGCCCCGCGGCCCCUCCGCGCCCUGAGGGAGCCGCCCCGCCGCCGCAGCCCCGCCAUUACCUGGGAGGAGCGGGGUGCGUGUCCCGGCGCCGGCGGAGCGGGGAGGGGGACGCGGUCCGUCUGCGCUCGGGCAGAGCGAGGAAGGGGGGUGUGGGGAUUGGGCGGGGGGAGGUCGAGCGAUGGAAAAGGGGGGUGGGGGGGGAGGAAAGAGGGGAGCGCGCGCGUGGCGGCGCGACGGGCGGUUGCCAUGGCGGCGGGGAGGGGCGUGGCUUCCCUGAGUCCGCCCCCGGGCGCGGCCUCCCCUCAGGGCUGGCCGUUCGCUCCCUGCCCGUGUGGGGCGGCCCGGGGCUGGGUCGGGCUCAGCGGCCGGGAUGUGCCGCUAACAGCCCGCGGGCUCGCAGCGGGAAGGGGAGCGGCUUUCCAGCCGGCUGCAAACAAAGGAAAAGCCCUCUGCGCCUGCGGGGGGUGGUGGGUGUGCCCUGCGUGCCUCCAGGGCUCGCGCUUAGCUCGGAAUGCAGAGCUCAUCUGCUUCCACGUCAGCUGUGGGAGCUGCUUGGAGGGGGGAAAUACACUGCUCUCCUGGAUAGGCACACAGGAGGAGCAAACUCCAUCAGAGCUUGAACCUCCAGAAUUUGUGAUGGAGUAGCAACACAGAAGGAUGUAGUCAACAUCUUUCACACAAGGUACAUCUCAAAUGCCAUGGAUUGUUAAUAAAGAGCAGUUCAAGGGAAAGCAGUUGAUUUUCAGAUGAGAUUUCCAUUCAGCCAGAAAGUGAGAGUAGGCAUGGCCAGUGGUGUCAUGGCUUUGUGAUUUUCAGUUGUUGGUAUUCCACAUCAUAACAUCAUGUAGUGAAUGUACCUGGUUCUCAGAAGAGAAGGACUACUACAUUCCCCACGGUACUUUGCUCCUCUGUUACCAUUUUCCAGCCG
Messenger RNA from Numida meleagris (helmeted guineafowl), 1025 nucleotides. Its product is annotated as translation initiation factor IF-2-like. NCBI's taxonomy places the organism in Eukaryota, Metazoa, Chordata, Aves, Galliformes, Numididae. The coding region runs from base 1 to 717 and encodes 238 amino acids. The record is from RefSeq and is a predicted model, not a curated record. The transcript has 2 exons.